AUGGCCUACCGCGCUGACGGCGCGGUCAACUUACACUAUGAAUUCGCGAAUACAGGAGUGCGAAUUCUGGGCGGAAGGUUUGAGAUACGAAAACUGAAAAGAGAAAUUCGACUUUUUGGAGAGAAUGCACACACUUUUUUGGACAUCAUAUUCGAAAAGGUUCCGGAUAAUGUGUUCGGGCCAGAUCCGAAUGGGGAAGAUCAGCAACAGAAAUUUGUCUUUCCGUUUUCUGAUGAAAAAAGCUUGACUUUUUUCCGUGCUCAAUAUUUCGCAAGUAAUGGCGCUGAGCUUGCAAACAUUGACACACAGCUAAAGAAAAAAUCAGAAGCUAGAGAUGAGUAUAAGAAAGCAUUUGCUCAAGAAAACUAUGGUGUUAUUGCAACCAGGGAUGAGCUUUGUCGUGGUGAUGAAUACACUAUCGAGAUGGGACACAAACCCAAUGAUACAAUGUACAUUAAUGUGCAUUUGAAAUAUUCUGAGCCAAUGAAGUCGAAGUGGAUUUACGGAAAAGAACACUCAUUUACUCUUCAUGUUCCAAGGCACAGGAAAAGCCGUUUUCUGCCAACAGAAAAAGACGAUCCAUUGAUAAAUAUCUCACUGGACGGCCCAAAUCAGAGAAGUAAUUGGCAUGAUGAAAUCGAGAUUAUAGAGUGCCGUGGAGAUUUUUCCAAUUCUGGGGGACCCGAAUCAGCUAUUGUGAAAAUUGAGGUUGACAAUCGGCAUUGGGAAGUUGACAGAUUAAAUGGCCCGGCAUAUCAUGUUGACGGAAGAAAAUGGCUCGUUUACGAAAUCGAUCCAGGAAAUCAUCUUGUAACGCGUAUUAUUAAUGGGGUUGAGCAUCAUGAUAUGCCCCGAUUAUUGACGCUUGAUGAACGAAUCAAUGACGAAAAGAACGACCUCGAAAUCAGUUUCUUCGUUAAUCCUUAUUCUGAUCCAGUGAUGACAAUCGAGUCAACGGGGAGUAGACCAGAAGCAUUUAACGAAGAUGAAGCUAUUUUGAGCAUUGAUCUUUCAGAAGAAAAUAUUCGAAAGCAACUUAGCCAGCUUGCGGAGCCAAUGGAAAUCCAUGGCAAUUGCGACAUCGAAUAUGAUAGCAAUAAUGGAUUCGAGUCAAACCCAGAAAAACCUGCUAUGGAGUACAUUUUCCUCGUUGAUUGCAGCGGAUCAAUGAGUGGUAGUUACAUGGAUGCUACGAAAAAGACAUUGGGAUUGAUGUUCAAAUCAAUGGAUAAUAAAUCAAAGAUCAUUAUUUGUCGGUUCGGGACAAGAUAUGAAUUUCAGCCUCGACAAAGAGGCGGAACAAAUGAACCGCUAGACCCUCGUUAUCAUUAUAAUUACGAUAGAAAUGAUCGUCAGCGACGACCUGUGCCUGAGAUGCGGAGACCUGAGUGGAUAACAAUCGACGAGGAUAACGAUGACCAAGAAGAACUUCUUCAAAAUUAUCUUGAGAGAGAUAUGAGAGCGAAUAUGGGUGGAACAAAUAUUCGAGAGCCGCUUCAAGAUAUUUUCAAGCUCGAAAUGUCUCCCGACACCUACAGAAAUAUUUUUGUCAUGACAGAUGGAGCCAUCACCAAUACUCGCGAAGUCAUUCAAAUGGUGAAUGAGACAACUAUUCAGCAUGAAGGUCGACUUCGAUUUUUCUCACUUGGAAUUGGAUCCGGUGCUUCGAAGAGUUUAUGUGAGGGUAUCGCAAAGAAUGGCAGGGGAUCGGCGACUUAUGUUCUCGGAGAUGAGCGAAUUCAGACGAGAACGAUGGAGAUUUUGAACAAUGCUUCGAGACCUUCUGUCUUCCUUAAUAACAUCAUCCUUCCAGAUGGACUUCAACGAGUCGGAUUCUCCCCUGCUGAAAAUAAUCUGAACAUGCCAAUAUUCGGCUCCAAGAGAAUUUUUCUGAAGCUUAAAUCAACUCAUCAUCAAAUCCUUUCUGUUUCGGCUCUUUUGCUUGAUCCAAGAAACCAGCUUCGAUUCAUGAUAAAUGGACAAACAAUUAGGCUCAAUUACAAUAUUGCUCCGUUUAGGAAUCAAAAUAUUUCUCUCAAGUCAUUUUGGGCAAAACAAGAAAUUGAUUUUCUCGAAGACGAGCGUCCUCGUAACAUUGAUGUUCAAGAAGCGCAAAUUGAUGCAUCUAUCUUUGGCGGAGUAUUAUGUGAUUACACCGCAUUUGUGGGCGUCAGAGAUGGCGUCUCGAUGGGUCCAGUGACGCAGGUUCAAGGACUUCAAGGACUUCACAGUGGACGAAAUACAAUUUCUAACACACCGACGUACAUGGCAGCCGGUGGAAGGCGGCCCACCGGUGGAUCAGCUUUCGCAGGAGCUGGAGGACUCGCCUUCCCUCCUCCACCAGCUGCUGGAGGAAUGAUGCCAGCAGGAAUAAGAAAUGGCAGAUCUCCAAUGUCAAUGGGUGGUCCUCCAGCCGCGGGUGGAAUCGGCGGUGCCAGGAGAAAAAGUUCAAGGACGAUGAAAUCUGCGACAAUCAGUAGUACUGAUGCUGAAAAGAAAAAGAACGACUCCGCGCGUCUUGAUCAGCUGAUGAGUUACACUCGCACUAGUGGACUUUGGAAUGCAAAGAAGGGCGUUGAAAUCAUCAGAUGCUUGGAGUUAUUCAAUAAAAACUUCGGAAAGAUCUUUGAGCAUCUUCGAUUCAAGAUUCAGAAUGAUCAGCUCGUCCUAACAAUUCUAGCGCUAGCCGCUCUUGAAAAAUACGAAGCGGACAAGCAGGUGGAAUGGUAUCAUAUCUCAAAGAAGGCAAAAACGAAGCUCUCUUCUCAUGGAAUCAACGCCGAUGAAGAAAUCAAGUCGAUAAUUGGCGAUCUUUCUUGA
Messenger RNA from Oikopleura dioica, 2820 nucleotides. The record is from the annotation of a GenBank genome assembly. Lineage: Eukaryota; Metazoa; Chordata; Appendicularia; Copelata; Oikopleuridae.